CUCUUGGUUUCAAAAAGGUUGGUGACCCCUGCUCUAGGCAGAUUUCGUACAGCAUGGCAACAUAAACUAGCUGAAUUCUGAUUGGAUAAAAACUCUAUAACCUAAAAACAACAGCGCUGGAAGGAGCAUAAUAUGACAUGAAUAGAAUAUCAAUACUUUUCGAUAUUUAUGGAAAGUAAAUUUAAAAAUAAUUUUUUCUUUAAUUAUGAUCAUGAUUUCUGGUUAUGUUGGCCCGCCACUGGUUGACUGUGAACCGUUCUGGUAAGAGAAAAAACCUUUAUCGGUCAGUCGGCGUUUAACAACAUUCCACCGGAAGCUGCCAUCUUUGUUUUGGCUGGAGUGGUAUCGAAGCGGCAGGUUUAGUUAAUUAAUGAAUUAUUAGCCAGGCCAGUGGCAUUUGCUUGAUUUCACGCUGGGGUUGAACAAACAACAAACAAAACGUAUCAUGUCAUUUAAACGGAGCACAACUUUCCUGCAAAGAGACACGAGUGUGCCUUCAUGACAAAGUUUGAAGGACAACAUAUCCCAAGCAGAUGUGGCUGUGGUUGCCUUUACCAGGAUGUUCUUUUGGGACAGCAGCAGCUACACAGAUGAUGAAGACGACGAUCCACUUUGCAGUUGCCAAGGCAUCAACCUCACCAAUUGCCGCCAUGACAGUGUGCGGCGUGCUGCUCAGAAACUCGGCAUUAAAGAGGUACAGGUGGGUGAAGACUGGACGUUGUUCUGGACAGACGCUCGCCCCUGUGAGGACAAAUUUAAGGAAUUGAAACCAUACCAGAAAAUCAACCAUUUUCCCUCAAUGACUGAAAUCUGCCACAAAAAUUCUCUAGCAACUAACUGGAAGCACAUGAUCAAGUUUUUCCCCAAAGACUACAACAUUUUCCCCAGAACAUGGACCUUUCCUAUUGAGUACAGCCUGUUCAAAACCUACGCUAGGGACAAAGACAAGCGUUACAUUUGUAAACCAAACGCUGGCAGCCAAGGCAAAGGCAUCUCUAUCUUCACGUCUUGGGAAAAAGUGCAGCUUGAGCAGGAUAUGAUCUGUCAGGAAUACAUUGACAAGCCUUUGCUCAUCGACGGCUUUAAGUUUGACAUGCGUAUCUAUGUGCUGGUGACCUCGUGUCACCCGUGGAGGAUUUACAUGUACAAGGAGGGGCUGGCUCGCUUCUGCACAACCAAGUACCAAGACCCGACAGACAAAAAUGUGAACGACAAGUGCAUGCAUCUCACCAACUUCACCAUCAACAAGGACAACGAGAACUUCAUCCACGAUGAGAAGACAGGCAGCAAACGGCGAUUGUCCACACUGAAGAAGCAGCUGAGGUCCACCUACAGGAACACAGAAAAGAUCUGGAGCAACAUCGAGGACGGCAUCGUGAAGACGCUGGUCCUGGCGCACUCCCGCAUCCAGCACAGCUAUAUCACUCACUUCUCCAAGCACAUGGUUGGGAGUGCCUGCUUCCAGGUCCUGGGCUUCGAUGUGCUGCUAGACGAGCACUUCAGACCCUGGGUGCUUGAGGUCAAUCAUUCUCCAGAUAUGUCUACGUCGCUGCCUCUGGACCGUGAAGUCAAGGACGCCCUCCUUUAUGACACCCUGGUUCUUAUCAACUUGGGUCCCUUUGACCGAUGCAAGAUGAUAAAAGAGGAGAAGCGCCGUGUGGAGGAGCGCCUGAAACAAAACGUGCGCGCGGAGGAGAGGCAGGAGACGGAGCAACAGCGGCGCGCGGCUAUGGUGGAGGAGAUGGAGAGCUAUGAGGACGAGCACCUGGGAGGCUUCAAGAGGAUCUACCCCAGCGAUGGCAAAGAGAAAUACGACAAGUACUUAAAGGUGGAGGACAGGCUCUACAAGAGCAGGAGCAGUGACGUCGGCGGACAUCUGGAAAAUGUGCAGUCAAAAUAAACUUGGAUGUUAAUUACACU
Messenger RNA from Nerophis ophidion (straightnose pipefish), 1920 nucleotides. Its product is annotated as tubulin polyglutamylase ttll6-like. Gene Ontology annotation, biological process: microtubule cytoskeleton organization; protein polyglutamylation. The coding region runs from base 560 to 1900 and encodes 446 amino acids. Gene Ontology annotation, molecular function: tubulin binding; tubulin-glutamic acid ligase activity. Lineage: Eukaryota; Metazoa; Chordata; Actinopteri; Syngnathiformes; Syngnathidae. The transcript has 12 exons. The record is from RefSeq and is a predicted model, not a curated record. Gene Ontology annotation, cellular component: cilium.